AAACUUAUUAAAUAGGUAUGAUAUGAUACCUAAAUAAUCCGUGAAAUGGACGAGCAGAUCGCUUGGUUUGAAGCGAAAAUAACUUCAUCUCUACGACCAAGAGGAGAUGAAAUCAAAGCCUUUACUGCUGAUAUUGAUUCAAGGGCAAAUAUUUCCAACUUCUGUUCGAAUGAAGAUUGUAGAUGCUUGUUUGUGUACCAACUUCAGUCAGGUCUUCUUCAAUCGAGUCUUUCAACUCCCGAGGAGACCAGCGUCGUUCGAUGUCUUACAUUUGUCAAGCUUGGACUGUCCUCCAAACUGGACAGGUCAAAUUGGUCUAACAACGUUGCAUUUUUCGACAAUUCAGUUGACGUCUUAGAAAACAUCAAUUGGUUGUCCAGAGAACUUUACCUGCCAACAGUUAGCCAUGAAGAAAAUAAUCAGCAGCAUACAGUCAUUGGAGCAGGGAAAAAAUCAAUAUUUCUGGGGGACAAGUAUGUCGAUUUGAUGCACCGAUUUCUGGCAUCUUCCGAAUUCUCUCAAGUGCUGAAAAGUGGAGACGUGCAGCUACCAUAUCCAAGCUUGGAAGUACUUCAGGACAUUAAAACACAAUCAAAACGCAGCAAAUCAAUCACCCAUAUCAUCGAAACGACAAUAAUCAACUGGACCAAGCAACUUAAAGUUCUGUUGAAAGUAGACCCCCUGGAUGAAGUACACAGACACUCUCUGGAAAUGCCAGUGGGGGAUUUCUCCGGCAUACCGUGUGUGGUGCAUGAGGAAGCUCUGUGGCACGAAAGAGUGAUCUCGCUCCGCAAAAUAGAAGCACAAUUACACUCUGAAGUGACGAUGGAUUUGGUGGCAUAUUUGGAACAGCAGAAUAACAAAUAUGCCUCAGGGGUCCACGAAAUGAGAAAGGACCUUCAAACUGCUGUAAGCGAAGCCCUUGACAACAUCAGAUUCCUGAAGCCACUUCAGUGUCGCCUGGAGGAGAUAGCUCUGUCUGACUCAGUGGAGGAAGUGAAGAAAUUAUACAAACCUCUGAUUCACACUUUGCAGCUGGUGUGGGAACACUCUGCUCAUUACCAUAAAAGGACAUACUUCCACAAUCUGGUCACGCUUGUCGUCAACCAAAUGACUCUGAAGGCAUCUUCAUUUGUCAGUUCGGAUUUGCUCGAAGACACAAAACUGGCGUUCCAAGAGCUGAAGUUUGCCCUGAAUCUCUGUGGAAACUUCCGAGGGUCUUAUUUGGAUAAAAAAGCAAAAACAGAUGUUCUAAAUCAAAGGCGACACAAGGAAACGAGGAAAGAAGAGCUGAGGACCCCAAAAACUCCAUACUACAGGGCUAAAAUUUACCCGCCGACCGAAAAAUAUGAUCUGUGGACCCAGUUGUCCGAUGGAUCCCUUUGGUCCGACAGUCCCUGGCCCGAGAAGAAUUCCCCCUCGUUCGACAAACUGAACGCUUUCUCCGAGCGGUGCAACGACUUACUGGAUUUCGUCGAAACUAUUCACCAGUUCCGAUUGAUGAGAAAAGUUGCCGAAGUUGGGGGCGCGGGAAGUCAUGGCUUGGACGCUCUGGUAUCGGAAAUCCACGAACAAUUUGAAAAAGCUAUGAAGUCUUUUGCAGUGUCGCAUAAUGAUUUGUUGGGACUCAAACGACUUAGUCAGGCGGGAUCCAACACCACUACAUUGGAGGGAGAAGCGAGUUUCGAACAACAAUUCUUCAAUUUCAGACUUGUCAUUAGGAACUUAGAAAAGCGACUGGCUUCUGUCUUGUCUCAGAGUUUUCUGCAGUGUGGUACCAUUGGGAGUCAACUGCGCAUUUUAGAAGUGUUCGAGGGUGUGAACAACCGCGAAGUCAUCCAAAAGGCGAUCGAGCGGGAAGACAGGGAAAUGGUGAGUUGUUUCCUGCACGAGAUGAUGACUGUCAAGGACAUGUUAGAUCAGAAUAGAAACAGUGUGCCGGAACAUGUGAAUGUGCCCCUGAUUGUGAGCAAACUCAAAUGGCAACAUGCGCUCCAACAGAGAAUACAGGUGCCGAUGGGAAAACUUAAGAAAGUGAGUCCGAACUCCUUAAUGAGUUCGGAGGGGCAGCAGAUUGAGAAGCUGUUCGGGGAACUCAGUGCGAAGCUUGAGAAAUUCAGGGACAAACUCCUCAAGGACUGGCAGAGGGGUCUCAACCCGGAGAUCAAAGAGAGACUCAAGGACUUUAUACUUAUCUCUCCACUCAGUGAAGACCACGAACUACCUUUCGAGUCUGCGACUGCAAGCCGAGCGCUAGUCUUAGCCGACCGCGAAAGUGCACUUGGUCCUUCGAACAGAGCAGCUACUAGCGGCGCAGAUUUAAGCGAAAUUCUUCGAGUCAAUUUGGACCAAUCCCUUCUCAUGCUUCUACGAGAGGUUCACUAUCUUGCUCAACCUCCGUUUGAAGUUCGAAUGCCAGACACUGUGAAAGAGAUCAUAAGAAGUAUGGACUUCCAAACUUUGAGAUCUCUGUCUGCCCGCUUGGAAGCUAUCGUCGCCAAGUACAACUACGUUAUGCGGUCAAUUACACGCGAAGAACGUGCUUUGUUCCACAGAAAACUGACAAUUAUUGAGCAACUUCUGGACCAGGGCAAAACUGCUUAUACUUGGAAAAUGGCAGAAACGCAAGACUUCAUUGAGCAUGCAAGCCAGCUGGUUCUGAAUGACUUGUAUUAUAAUUUGGACAAAGUGAAGAGCAAUUUGAAGGAGAUCUUCGAUAUUUUCAACUUAUGGUCGGACGGACCUCUUGAUGUGUUCCACGACAGAGAUUCAACUCAUUCCUACUCCAUGCAGGAAUUGAUGGACGAACAAAGCACGAUUGUGUGCGACCACGACGCCUAUCUGAGGUCAUCUGGGCUGAAAGUGCACUCUCUGCUAGAGGACACUUUCUCCUGUGUCGAGGUGAGUAGGGGAUCCCCCGCUUGGGAGGAGUAUCUGAACAAUGUGGACCAGUAUGCUCUCAAGGCACUCCACGAAUGCACAUUCGCCUCACUUAGACACAUGUACAACGAACUGGCAGACGCAAACAACUCCGAACCCAAAGGAGAGCCCCUUCUUGUGAUCAAACUGGGCCUGGUGGAUGGACGACUGGGCUUCAAGCCUCCUCUGGACAAAUCAUCAGACGAGACAAGUGUCCAGGAAGCUGUGGAAGAGUGGGUCUCUCAGUUCCUCAACAGGGGGUCUUAUAUCCAGCCUGUGUUUGUGCCCCCAGCUGUGGGAGGGGGAGGGGAGGUGGAGGAUGUUGACGAGUACCAUAAAAGGAUAGCCGCAGAUGUGAACAUCAGUGAUUACAUAGAGAAGAUCGACAAUAUCGUGGAGGCCAAUUGUCAGGACUGCAAAAGCCUCGUGGUUCCCUUCAAUGACUUCUAUUUCCUCUGGACAGACGACAUCCCGACAGUCUUCCACGAAUUCCUCUCUGGCAAACUUCAGCCCUACCCUCUGAGGGAAGAAGUGAAGGGGUACCUUCUCAGCGACCAGGCAACUGCGGCCAAGAGUUCCCGCUCGGAUAAAACCAUGUCUGAGUCUAGUAAUUCGAAAAGUAAGAGGAGUUCCGCUCCUGGGUUUCACACUGCGAAGAAGAUGACAGAUAGGAUUUUUGAACACAUGCCCUCGCUGGAUGCGUUUGAGACUGAAAUCGAAAUCUACAAGAUCGCCCGAAUGAGAGUAGAGGAGUUCGAGAACUUCUUCGUCGUCGGCUGGCUCAAAAUAGACUGCAGUCCCAUAAAGGAAGUGUUGAAAGGGUACGCCAACAAAGCCAUCUGGACCUACACAGACUACUUGAUAGAACAGGUGUCUGCUGUGCUGACGUCACUCGAUAGUUUCCUACGGAGGAUCGAACCCGAGUUGGAACAAGUGACUGGAAAUGAGCAGGAGUUCGAUGAGAUCAUGAGGAUCAUGCACAUCUUCAACGAGGUGUCCUCUCAACAUGCAGAGUUGGAUUCUAAAUUCACAGCCAUGCAACGCACUGUAGCGUUAGUGAGGAAGCACGGACUGGGCAUCCGGGGCAGUGAACUUCCUCGUGACCUUCAGAAGGCGUUUGCAACUGCACCUCAGAGGUGGAGUAAUUUGAAGAGCAAAGUGACCUUCGCCAAGCAGAGAUUGACACCCAAUAUUCAUAACCAAUCUGAGUUCAUAACUGGGAAGCUGCAGGAGUUCGGACAUGAGCUUCGGGGACUAGAGAGUGAGAUUGCGGCCUCUGUGGUCUACCAGAGGAACUGCCCCACCUCCUCCGCCUUCGACCUCAUCCAACAAUUCCACCAAAAACUCCAACAACUCAACCUCAGGGCACAGGAUCUUUACGAACUGCAAGAACUUCUUCAAAUUCCCGCCGUAGACUUCAAAGUUCUCAAUCGUGUGAAAAAGGAACUUGAAAAUCUUUCCUCAAUCUGGGAAAUGGCUCAAAAAGUCAACGAGUGGAAACAAAACUGGCUCAACACCUGUUGGUUCAGCAUGGACACUUUCAAAGUUGCCAACUCGGCCGCUACUCUGGAACAAGCUCUCUCCCAAUAUCCAGAACAGUGCCAGAGCUGGGACAUAACUGAGAGUUUAAUAGUGUCUGUGACGAUGAUCAAAGGUGUCCUCCCAUUGGUCGACGACUUGAGCAACAGUGCGAUGCGAGCGAGACAUUGGAAGCAGUUGUACAGGGAGACUAAGAGUUCGAUCCAAAUCGACCAGGACAAUGUUCGAUAUAUGACUCUGGGCAAACUGCUCAACACUAAUUUACAUGUGCACUCAGAAGACAUCAGAAAGAUCGUGUCUCGAGCACAAGGUGACCUCACGAUUGAACAAAUGCUGAAGAGAUUCGAAGAAAUCUGGCUGGGAAAAGUGUUCACAAUGAAGGAACACGUGAAAUCUUCCAUGGAACAAAAAGACUUUCUGGAUGCUCCAGAUGACGAUGCUUUUGAGUCGGGAAAUAAUAGUAAGCGAAGUAGUCGAAGAACGAGUCGAGAUAAAGUGAUGAGCAUCGCAGCUCCUGCCGACGACGGAGGAAGUGUGGGUUCUAGGAGCAGAGCGAAUACUGCUAGACUCACUACUCCUGGACGCGCCAAGAGGAUUAGUCUUUCAUCUUUGCCGAUGGAAAUCACCAACAUGCAAACAGAAAUGGAGUUCAGCCAGAAGAUGUUCCUGUUGGCGGAGUGUGACGAGGUGUUUGAGAAGUUGGAGUCCCAUCAGAUGGACUUGGAGAGGAUGCGACAGAACAAAGACGCGGGAUCCUUCCUGGACGAGAUCAUCAAGUGGCAGAGUAUCCUUCAGGACAUAGAGAGUGUGGUCAAAGUGUGGCUCAAAGCCCAGAACUUGUGGCUCAAACUCGACGAGAUCUUCGCCAAGAGUGAGAUGGGGAUUGUGUUGCCCAAGGAGUCCAUUCUGUUCUCCACUCUGAACAAGAACUUCCGCAUUCUCAUGAAGGCCACUGCGCACAAACCCAACAUCCUACAGUGCUGCUUCUACAAAGGAAUCCGGAAGACGCUGGAAAAGAUGAGUGAAAACUUUGAGUUUUGCCACUCGAGUCUGCUGAGGAAUUUGGAGAAGAGGCGGUCCCGCUUUGCCCGCUUCUACUUCCUCUCAGAUGAAGACGUCAUCACAAUCAUUGCCAACGGCAGCGACCUCAACCAGGUCAAGCACUACAUGUACAAGGUGUACGAUAACGUCGGCAGUUUGAUAUUUGACACAACUGAAGUUGAAGAGGAGACUUCUUCCUCCUUCAGAAUCACACACUUGAUGAGCAAAAUUGGAGAACCCUUGGAACUAGUCAAUCCAAUCGUUUGCAAGGGCGAGACUGAAAAAUGGCUCAACGAAAUCUCCUAUGAGUCAAAAUCAACACUCAAAGCUUGGAUUCGAUCUGCAUUCGAGGUUAUCAAUCUCGAAUACUGGAAACAGGAUCGAGACUCAAUAAUCGGCGGGAAGCUGAAUGACACAACUGAGCAGAAUGGUUCGAAAGCUAUUGCGGAUGUUUCCGAACAUCCAGAUUACCAGGAGCCGAACGAUGGGAUUCCGCAGAUCGAAAUCAACAGAUCAGCUGGAGAAGAAAAAGAGACGUCGAAAACUGAAGCCAAGAGCUUUGUUGAAAUUCCAAGCGAAGUAAUGUAUCUAGCGUUGAAUUGCGAUUUGACAAACCUUGCCAAAAUUGCGAUGGAAAGAAGAAAUGAAAAACAUUUAGGAACUUUGGUGACAAACAUGCAACGAGGCCUGGAUAAGAUCUCCCAGCUGAUUAUUUCCCUUGAGGAAAUGAAAAGAAAGCGCCAAAAAGACACCGACCUUGAAGACAUGUCAAUUGACGAAAUGGAUAAUUUGGAAUCCGCUUUUCACGGAGCGCCUGAAAUUGAAGCGACAGCUACAAUGACUGAAUUGAUUCAACUUGAAAACGAGCUAAGCGAAGACCCUCAGCCGACGAAUAUGCAGGGAUAUCAAAUGCCGAGAAAAACAAGCGAAGUUAAAGUCGAAGAGACUUCGAUACAGCUUGCAUCACCAGAACAAGCAGUUGAAGUACCGUCGCAAAGGGUACAUCAACUGCGAAGUUCGAGCGAAGGUCAAGACAACAGAAGUAUUUCUCCGUCAAAAGGUAACGCCGAAAAUCAAGAAUUCGACAAAGAGUCACCGACAGGCGUUGUUGAAAAAACGGAAGAUCAAAAUAUUCUUGACGAAAAUUUGAGCGAUGCGAAAUCUGCUUCUGAACAAAAAGACGCUGAACUUGAAGCAAGUGAUCAAGACCCUGAGUUAGAAAAAUCCGAGGAAAACAUUAUCGGCGAAGAUCAAAGAGCAGAAUCAAGUGACCAGAACGUUGUUCAACCUGAAAAUGACCUUGAAAACGGUGAACAAAAUAAGAGUUCAAUCAAAAAUGAACGUGAAGAAAGCGUGAAAGGUAGUGAAGGUCGUAAUGAACAGGAAGUUCAUGAGACUUCAAAGGCAGAAACUGAAUUAGAUUUGCCGCCUCUUCCUCCGCGGACUUCGAGUGUGCAUAGACAUUCGAGGAAAGAUGCGAGUUUGCUGUCCAAGUAUUACGACUUGGCUAUGCGACCUUAUCAAAUGAAGAAACUGGAGGGAGUGAUAAACCUGUUGAUCACUUGGAGGGAUCGAAUUGAGAGAGCUUUGGACUGUGCCAAUAAGAAUCUCCUGUUCACUUUCUACUGGCAGCAGAUGAUGAAGUUCUACUGCGAACCCCUCAACACAGUUGCACCCAUCAAGAUCGAAUGUUUUGGGGAGGUGGUAGGCGAGUACCAGUUCGACUAUCAGGGCUCCUCAGUGAAACAGACUGUGAGUGGACAGACAGAGAAGACACUGAUAAACAUGGCACUCUCGAUGUCCCAUUUCAGACCCACCAUCGUCGCCGCUCCAUCUGGUUCUUCGAAGCGUGAAACAGUCAAAGAACUCUCCAAGACAUUCGGCCAGGCGCUCUUUCCUCUAACGUGCACCUCCUUCACAACUUCCCAGACUCUGGAAAGUGUCCUCAAGGGCGUGGCUCUAUCCGGACUCUGGGUCACAAUUCACAAUGUGAACCAUCUGAAACCCAGUUUGGUUGUCUUGCUGGGUAAAAUGAUUCACUCUUUGAUUGACGCUGUGAAGAAUAAGAAGGCGGAGAUGGAUCUGAAGCCGUUCUUCUAUCCAAUCAAAAGCUUCAACAACCCAGGAGUCUUUUGCACGAUUGAUGACAAGGUCGAGAUCACCAGUUCGAAUCCCGACCGUGCCAUCCUUCGCUCGAGCAGCCUUCUUGCCCUCCCUCCCUCCGUCGUGUCCCAAUUUCGCCAGGUGGCUUUGAGUUGUCCUGACCUUAAAAGUUCAUACGAGGCCAGCUUAAUCUCCAAAGGAUUCACCCAUGCUAAUUCUCUGGCUCGGAAGCUAAGCGCUUUAUCGGGAUGUAGAAUGGACAUUGAUGAAAAAAUCGCGACAGUUAGUUCUCAUUUCUGGGCUGAUAAGUUCUGGCCAGGGCCUGGCUGGGCACCUUCUUUGACUGAAAACAUCUUAGAAAUGGCCAGGACAACCCUGGAAGAAAUGCGAAAAUCCUGGAAACUCAAAAAUGAGACUGACACUUUAUCAGACGAUGAACAGACUUUACUUGAAGUGCAGGCGUUGGCAGUGGCGUUGAAAACUGUGUUUGUGAGCAGACAUCCAGGGUCCAUAGGGGCGAAUAUUUUUAAGGACAAACUGCUGAGUGUGAUGCCAGAAGCAGAGAAUGUUCCGAUGACUCUUCAGGAACAGUCGGCUAGAUUCCAAAAUGAUAACAACAUGCUGGCGACCAUCCAAGAAAGUUUAGAUCUCAGCUUCGACAGAGGUCAAUACUCGAGGUCCAACCAAGAACCAAACCAAAACCUAACAGCCCGUAGCGAAAUCGUCGAGAGGCUUGGACUCGCGUCAUCGCCUUACUUCUUGACUCGAAUCCAACAAUUAGCUGACAUCUGCUCCACUCAUAAUUUCACGAUUGUCAGUGGACGCGCCGGAAGUGGGAAGAGUAGCGUGAUCAAAUGUUACUCGGGACUUCUGGAGUCUCAAGGUUGCAAGGUGUCCACAGACAGACUGGUCGUCGGGACUCUGGAGACUCAUGAGUUGUUUGGAUACUACACAAGUUCCAAUCGUUGGGUGGACGGUGGCUUCAACACCCUCGUCAGGAGCUACGCCCACAACGACCAAAGUGGCAGCGACUCCCAUUCGGAUCCCACCCGAUUCCUGGUGAUGGACGGAAACAUCAACGAGCGACAGAUGGAGAUAUUCGGCAGCGUCCUCCACAGCAACGGCAAACUCACAUUCGCCAAUAACGAGUCGUUUGAGUUGGCUGGAAACAUUAAGAUAUUCUGGGAGAUUGACUCAUUGGCGCAGUUAAGCCCCUCCGUUCUUACUCACGCACCUGUGCUUUCUCUCAACCAAUCAGAACUGACCUACCAGAUGGUGACGUCUGUCUGGCUGAACAACCAAUGGGUCCACUACAAACCCAGUCUUCAGAAAUUCAUUGAAACGUACGUGCCAAAACUUCUAGAACAUUCUGCCAAAAUGCUCAAAGGACCGCUAGAGGGCGGUACAGAUCGUGUGAGCAACCAAAUUAUCAUCCGGGAGGCGUUAGACUCGGUGCAAUUGAUAGAUAAAGUCAGAACAAUGUUGAGAUUGAUCGACGGCUCCCUAGGAAGCUUCCGAAAUGCUGGAGAGCAGAUUUUGGAGCGAUUUUUCUGCUUUUCGGCUAUCUGGGCGUUCGGUGGACUGUUUGCGAAAGAGAGUCGAAAUAUGUUUUCUGAAUGGUGGCAUUCGACGUUCUGCUCAUCGCCUGUGCCAAUCAAAGGAACCGUCUGGGACUAUUACGUCGACUCCGAGACUUGUGACUGGGCUCGUUACGACGAAAACCUGCCCCCCUACUCUGCCCCAUCCCAGUGCGGAAUAGCACACCACGCCUUCGUACCCACAGUAUCGACCCAACAGUUGAGCAACCUGGUCGGAUUAGCCCAAGAAUCGGGUGCUCCCGUGAUGUUGGUGGGCGAGCACGGGUGCGGGAAGACUUCGGUUCUGAUGGAUAAGUUGAGGGGUCCUUGGAGCAAUGACGUUUCAGGGAUCAAGGCCACCAAACAUUCGGCUGCGAACCGGACAAAUGCGAAAUCACUUUGGUCAGUUCUGAGAGAAAAUCUGGAGUGGAAAUACGGCAACAACUUUGUCCCCCGAGGCAACAAACAACUCAUCUGUUUCAUAGACGACAUCAACAUGUCUGAAAUAGACUCUUUCGGCAACCAAUCAGCGUGCGAGUUCAUCCGACAACACCUCGACUGCGACGGAGUCUUCGAUCCCGAGUCGAUGAAGUGGAGAAGUUUGUCUAAGACUCAGUAUGUGACGACUGUUAAUCCGGCUCUGUCUUCGCAGAAGUUGAGCCCCAGACUCCUUAGGCACUUCAUGAUCUUCAACUGUCCUUACCCCAACAACAGCGACAUCCAAACUAUCUUCAAGACACUCCUGAUGAACCACUUCCUGCCUUUUGACCUCACAGCUCCAGUUGGGACGACGAUGUCCAGCUACAGAUACAACCAAGAGAAACGAAAGGUCGAGAAUCUGCUCUCAACUACAGUCGCCGUCACUACCGAAGUUCACAACCGACUUCGAAGUAUGUUCCUACCCACAGUUCAGAGAGCCCAUUAUGUGUUCACAGUCAGAGAUAUCAGGACUAUCUUCACCAAUGUCUGUCUGAGUUUGAGACCCCACUGUGACCGGAAGGACAUUAUUCUGCUGUGGGAACAUGAGAAUCAGUGGGUGUUUGGACGAAGGCUAAUAGACCACGUCGACUACGACCGGUAUCAAAAAGUGUUCACGACAGCCGCACGCAAAGAGUUCUCAAACGACGAAGACCUCGAUUCUCUGAUUGAGACAGAAGUGUCCCGACCCACCUUCAGCAGUCUGGAGGAGACGCUAAGUGGAGUGGUGAUUGCGGGACCCCAACCAGGCACUGUGUCUAGGGACGGAAGGUUCCAUGACAACUACAGGGCCUUCGAAGAUGUCGAUGAAGUGAAGGGUGUCUUGAAGGAGUCCAUUAAAGAAUUCAAUAAAUCAAAACCCAAUAUCAGAGUUCCUCUUUACAAGUCUACUGUGGAAGAAGUGUGCCGAAUAGCCCGUAUGCUCCACUCGCCCCACAAUGUGGGCCACGCCCUGCUAGUUGCAGACGGGUCACCGGGGGUCAUCAUGCUCAUAGUGUCCAUGGCAGCCCACCUGUCCAACUACACACUCUUCCAAAUCAGACCCUCCCACCUGGCGGCAGCUGCUGCGAGUACUGCCACUUCUAUGGCACAUGGGAGAAGCGAGGUUGAGUACAAUUUGGAGCACUUUAGAAGAGAGAUUUCGACUGGCUACAAACGAGCUGGAGUCAAUAAUGAAAAAAUACUGCUGAUGGUUACCUUGCAUGAGACGAGCUGCGAGGACCAAAUCUUGAGUCAUCUCCAGGAACUGAUCGUCCAGGGACCCCCUGUCAACUCACUCUUCAGUCCUGAAGAACAAACCAGCAUCGUCAACUCAAUCCGAAGUGCCGUGAUCCAAAGUGGUCUUCCAUACAGUCGAAGAACUGCGUGGGACUUCUUCUUGGAGAAUGUCCGCACUAAUUUCAGAGUUGUUUUGGUCACCUCGGCGUCCAAGCAUGCGUUCCAGAGACGAUGCAUCACAUUUCCACAUUUGACUACUCACAUGAAUAUUAUUUUCUUCUCGCAUUGGAAGUUGCAACAGUUGAUUGAAGUAGCAAAUUAUCACGUAGAUGACGAAGACACCGCGCAUGUGUUAGCCAACAUGCAUCUCGCAAUCCGGCAGCAAGACGGGGCCGAAAAGAACGCGGGUGAAUUCUUCACUCUUACGAACACCACUUACGAGAAGUUCAUCGAGCGGUUCGUAUACCUGCGAAAGAGACGAGAAACCGAAAUCAGAGCCACGAAUGAAAAGGUUGAGCAUUCGUUACGUAAUAUAGCCGAAGGCAAUGACGUCAUUUUGAAGCUGAAGAAGUCUUUGGAGCAUGAACGAAGUGUGAUGAAGAGUCAAGUUGAAGGAACUAUUAAAUUGAUGGGUCAAAUUGGAGAGGCAAAAGCGAUCGCAAGACAGAAUUUGGUGGUGUUGUAUAAGCAACAUGACAAACUCAUCAAUCUUAGAAAAGCACUUCCCGAGUUCCGUCUGGCCUAUGAGCGGGCGUGUUACAAGACUGAGAAACUGUAUUCCGAGACAGUGAAGCUGGUCCAUCAACUGGACAAUGUGCAGCUGGGGGAGUUGAGAGCGAUGCCGAAGCCAGACCAGGAGGUGCAGGACUUACUCGCCACCAUCAUCAAAAUACUGAAAGCGCCAAACUCUGAUUCCACGUGGGCGAAGGGUGCCAAACGACAGAUGGCCAACUUGGAGCGAUUCAAAGAGGAACUUCUUCGAUUCGAACAGGAGCCGAUGAAGAAAGCGACACUGGAGAUGGUGGAACCCCUCGUGAACAAACCCAGUUUCACGCCUGACCAGAUGACGAUGCGGGCCAAUGACAACAAAGCGGCCGGAGAUCUGGCUCAAUGGGUUCUCAAUGUCAUACAGUUCAACAAACUGAAGUACGAGAAGGUGCGACCCCUGAAGGAGAAGGUGGACUUGACGGGGGAGGAGUUGCGAGAGGCAGAGGGGAAGAUGGUCAGUCUGGAGAGCAGGAGGGGCGAAUUGGAACAGAGGUUGAGGGAACUGGCCAAGAACUAUGAAAAGGCUACGGUGGAUAAAAACAACCAGCAAGAAGCAACUGUCAACAUGGACCAACAGGUUGACGAAGCUACCCAGUUUGGCCUAGUGAUGAUGCACCAAGUAGACGUAUGCCAGAGUAUCCAGAGUGCAUUCGAGGAGCGACAAGCCACUGUUUGUGGGAGCAUUGCUCUCUGUGCUGCUUUUGCAGCCUACUUGGGACCCUAUGGCUUCAACUUCAGGGCCUCGAUGAUGUUGGAACACUGGCCCAACUGCCUCACCCAGAGAGGGAUUCCAGUCCAGUUCGACGUCAUCGAUCCCCUUAAUGGACGCUAUGUUGAGUACAGUUUCAACGACGAAAUGUUCGACGCUUCCGAAGGGGACGAAGACGAAGCGAAUGAGUUCAUCCAACGAGGCCACGAACUAGAGCCGACAGCAUAUGCCGAGAAGAGUCAGUCGGUUCUCGGAGGAGACGACAACGACCGAGGUGUCGAGUUUGAAAUGAAGUUCGGCCGCAAUGAAAGUGCACAGAACAUGGCAACACCUCCGAACGAAGUCGGAAACUACUCGACAGAGAACAAUAAAGAGACUGGAAAUUUUGAAGAUACGACAGUAAACUCGACAACAAUGGCUGAAAAUGAAGCAGAGAGUUCCGAGCGGAAAUUAAAUUUGUCUUCCGUUAAUACGACAAAAGACAAAUCCAUGUCGGAUCAAAACAGAAAAUCUUCUUCGGAUGAAAACACAAAUGUUGCUCCAAACGAAACAACAAAAUCAUCGUCGGACGAAAACGCAGAAACCUCCGAUCAAAUGCAAGAUGGCGACCAGCAACAGCAACGUAUGCUUGUAAUCGAGCAGGACAAGUCUCAAACAAUUAGUAGCAAAACAAGUACGGGCGAGCCUCUUGAGCAAAAUAGUCGUCUGACCCCCCUGGAAGAGAGGAACAGUGGGGCUGAAGAUGUUGAAGGGGGUGACAGGAAAAAUAUGGUGAUGGAUAUCGAGCAGGAGCACCUGGAUAGGUACCAGAUGUGUAUCAAGGCUGUGGUGAAGAUGCUGAUUGGAGAGGACAAAUUAAAUCACUGGCUAGCUGCUGGUUACACGUUGAGUCAGAUCGAGAAUGCGGCGAUAGUUCUCGCUUUUGGUCACGUGAGACCCCCACUCAUCAUCGACCCAGACGGGGAGGCGGAACAGUGGAUCUGCAACAGCUUCCAAAACAUCAAGUCCAUAUCGCUCGCACGCAAAGACCCCAACAGCAAACUGGAGAUUAUGAAGGCACUAAAGGAGGGCAGAGAAGAAGACGAAGACGAGGAAGAAGAAGCUGAAGAAGACGAAAGAGAACUUGAUAAAAAUGAAGGCGACAAGGAAAACGACGAAGACGCUGAUGCAAAAUCACCGCCAGCGACCCUGGUGAUCACAGGAGUCUCUGAACCGGUGGACUCUCUGCUGGGACCCCUGAUUCUGAACAAGAACAUGCAGAGAGAGGAGGCGAAGUGGGAGGAGCCGGGGCUGAUGUCAUUCGACGGACACCUCAUGGUCUGCAACGAGGACUAUUCUCUUUUGAUGACCUGUGACGACAAGACUGUCAAGUUCAACUCGAAUCUCGCCUCCGUCACUACUCUUGUGUCUUAUGUACCUAAUGAGCUGAGUCUGUACCAGAAACUGCUGGACUUGACGUUCCAGUACUUGCACCCCCGAGUGGCGGCGGAGAGGGGGAGGGUGUUGCGGAGUUGGUGGCGAUGUCAGCAGAGGAUCCGCCAGCUAGAGCAGACUCUCUACCACAAACUGACUAACUUCUCAGGGGAUAAUGUGUGGGCGGAGUCCACAGUGGUCAAGAGCAUAGUUGAGACUAUGGACCAGAUCAACGACAAGAUGGAGGCUUACCGUCUAGUGUUGGACAGACAGGAAUCGCUGCGGUCGAAACUGAGUGCGAUAGCGGAGAGAGCGGCCUCUUUCUUCUACCUCAUCCAGAACCUAGACACACUCUCCCCCUCCUACAACUUCUCCCUCAAGUCCCUCGUCAACACUCUCAGACAGGUGUUGAAGCAACACAGGGGCACGGAGGCAGAGGCCCAAUGGGGGGAGCAAGAGGAGGGAGGGGACGAACUGUCCUUGCACGAGCAGUUCAUCUCGACCAAAGGAACACGCGCUGUCGAGUCAGAUGACGAAGACGAGGACAACGGAAGUACCUCGGGUUCUAACGGAAAGAGUGACGACGACGGCGAUGACUCCUCUACGGACGAACAAGCCGACGGCGACUCGGCCGAAAACGUUGCGGCAGGCGAAGAUGAUUUCGGGUUUGCAGAGACAGAACAGGUGUUGCGUCUCCAAUCCGCCGACUAUUCGAGUCAACCCGGAAACCGAGUGAAGAAAAUCGAAAACGAACUCACAGAGAAACUGUUUGCAUUUAUUUCCAAGAGUUUGACCCCAGAACAUCGUCUCAUUUUCUCAGCGUUCCUCGCUCUCAAAAUGAAAUGGUCUGAUAUUACAAACGACGAAAUAAUCUUCCUCUUCUACGGGAAUCUUCAGGAACGCAUGGAUUCCAAAGGUCUCGAAGACUUCGGAAUCUCGGCAACCCUUCCUGAUUGGCUGCCGAAGGACAGGUUCGAUGACGUUAUUACUGUCUCGCUUCUGCAGGACUCGCCUCUUAACGGACUGUGUCGUGAAGUAGUUGAGCACCACGACGAGUGGAAGGACUGGUUUAUGAGGGAACAGUGCGAGAGUUUUCCAAUGCCGAGAGACAAUGACGAAGAUUGGAAGGAUAUUCACAAGCUGAUUGUGAUUCGCCUCUUGAGACCCGACAGGUUUUGUGCCGCACUCAAACUCUUUGCCCAGGACAACUUGCCAAUCAUAAACGACAUGAUGAGUUCGAACGCAGAUGAGAAGCCGGACUCCCAGUUGUUGGAUCUUAUCAAGUCCAACCCUGGCUUUGUCGUGUCUCUUCCUGGAACCGGCUUGGAGUCCACUGCAAAUCUAUCGAAUGUGGAGCACAUGAACAUCGAAGACGAUCUGGUCGAGCGAAUUGAGAAAUUAGCUGAGCUGGCGGUGGACGAACAGGUGAAAGUGAGUGUGAUAGACCCAGUGACUGCACCGAGUACCACUCACAUGCUGGAGAUGGUUGAGAGGAAACUGGGACAGUCCAGAGAUGCGGAUUGGGUGGUGGUGAGAAACUUCUCCUCAACAGACACACAAUUCCUCCAGAGGUUCUUCUACACCUUAGUCCACGUCACCCAAUCUGAAGUCAAGAACUGCAACUGCAAACUCUGGCUUCUGGGCGAACCCAAAGCCGAAUUCAACAUUCCAAACUCAGUUAAUUUAUGUGCCAUAUCUUACGACACCAUGUUGGGCAAGCCUAAAUUCGGAGUCGAUCUUAUAGACGCCACGACUCAGAGCUCCGAUGGCUCGGAACUAAACCUGAAGCCUGAGUUCUUGAGUCAAGCGAUUCGGCAGAGUGUCAAAAUGAUACCUGAUGAUGUCUGGAACCGAGUCAACUCUUCAAAUCCGACGAUUAGAAACUCGGUUCUGGCGCUUUGUGUGAUUAAUGGAAUACUCGUGGCGAAACAGUGUUUGUCCACACAAGGGCUGAGCAAGGUCUAUGCGCUCUUGGGCCAAGAGUUACUUCAAGCGGUUGAGAAGUUUUUGUCAAGUGUUGGUCCAAAUGAUAGCGGAAGUAGCUCUUUAAACAAGAUUAUUGAUGAUGAUUCUAUGACUGUUAUGAGGGGAACCAGCAGAGAAAAAGCGAGUGAAGAACUCGUGGAGUUUUUGGUUCAACACGUGUACGGGCGACUUCUGUCCAACGAAAGCGACUUCUUAUACGUAAAAGCUCUCCUCCUGAACGCCUUCGUCAAAUCAGACCUGAAAGAGCGAGUAAACUGUCUGCGCCUGUACAGUGUGCCUCUGCCCCCCGCCAAUCUGACAGACAAAAACCAGGUGGGAGAGUGGUUUGUGGAUAAGUGUGAAUGGGGCAAGUUCACUUCAGCUGCGUAUUUGGAUGUGUCCAGUCAAGGAUUGAAUGCUGUGUGCAGAACCAAGAACGAAUCGACCUUCAAAUGGAUCUCGACAUUGGGCAGUGUGUACCGCCCCUUAGUCCCCGGUGCCUUCAGCGGCUCACCUGACCUUGAAAAUGAGGUCACUCAAGCCAGGAUGUCCAUUGAUCUGUGUUACGACCACUUGCCUUCGCUUCUCAAUGUUGCCGAAGACGAGACGUCGUUGUUCGUGGAGCCGACAGUGCUUUCCUUCCCUUACCAUCCUCCGAGCAGAUUCAGCUCAACUGUGAUUAGCUCGGCUGAGAGUGGUUCUAACCAUAUGAUGUCCAUGCUACUCCAACAGGAGUGUCUAUUUUUUAAUGAGUGGCUCUGCUUCAUUCGCCAGUCUCUGCACCAGAUAGAGGCCAGUCUUCUCCGGGGAAUCGAGUCCCUCCCACCCCACUUGCAGACAGCCGCGCACUCUCUGGCCAAAGAGGAAGUGCCUCUCAGCUGGCUGUCGAACUGCCACACUCCCUCCACGCACACAUUGUACUCAUUCCUCAAAAAUUUAACUGCUCGCCACGAGCAGUUUUCGGACUGGUUGCGAAGGGGAGUUGUAGCUAGUAAGAGGAACCCCAACCCCAAUGGGACGGGGAGGGGCGCUUUGAAGGAGAUCUGGCUCGGAGGCCUCGUGAACCCGACGAACGUCCUCUGUUGUCUCAAGUCGACGGCUGCGAACAAACUUGACUGUCUUAUUGAUGAGAUCGUGUUGGACUUGGACUUUUCUACUGAACUUUACCAACUGAAGCCACUGUCUCUCCGAGGCAAUGAAGAUGACCCCACCAUUGUACUUCGCUAUUUAUACUUGGAGGGUUCCACGUGGGGGUUGGAGGAGUCCAGACUGAGAACUGUGGGGGUUGCCGCUGGACCGGUCCCGAUGCCCGCAAUUGUUGUGAAGGCUGUAAAGAGGAAAGACUGGAUUCAGAAGAAAGGACGAGAGGACGACUUUUAUAAUUGCCCUGUGUUCACUAACAAGUCACGUGCUUCCUUCGUCACCAACUUGAAUCUCCCGUGUGAAAACAACCCUUCAGUCUUCAGCAGUGCCGGUCUCACCUCGACAUGUCUGCUGCUGGACGCUGGCCCUGAAGUGGUCUCUUCUUCCGACUCCAGUCUGAGCAGUAAGAGGAUGCGACUGGCACACAUCAAGUCCAUCCCCAAAGACAUCCCAGACGAGACUCACUCUGAUAUUAUAUCCACUGCCAGGACCAAACUCACCAGGGGGGAGAGUCUUCAGGACUUGAUCAACAGCAUAGAUCAGAAAGAAAAACCGAAGCCAGCAGUCGAGAGUGAAAAACAUACUCCACAAUCUCGAAGCGAUAGAACUGCGUCCUCUGACAAGAGUAUAAAAAAGACAGCGAAUGAAUCGAUGGCUGAAAAAGUGUCCGAACAACAGGAAAAGAGCAGAGUCCAAGACAGGACCUCAUCUAGUGAGGGCAGCGUGAAGCCAGGAGGCAUAGUGGUCGACGGAGGUGGUGCUCACCCGGGCGGAGAGGGGGAUGAUGUUGAUGAGAGUUACUCGAUGUCGCCAGGUUCGCAGAAACAAGACAUCGAACGACAAGGCGAGCAGUUUGAAUCGGAAUCCCAAGAGUUCGAUGAUCUUCUAUCCCCCAACGAGGCUUACAAGACUCAUUUAGACUUCCCAAUUGCGUCGCCAGAUACUAUUGAUCCAACAUCACCCGCAAACGACACCCCACGAAGCCAAAAAGCCGAACCACCGCAGGCUAUUCAUGACACUCCAAAAUCUGAAUCACGAGGACAACACAACGAGUCGACUGAAAAACAACCCGAGAAUUACGAAGAACAAUCUGACAGCCGAGAUGUUUCCAAGGGCGGAGACGAGUCGUCAGGUCGAGUUUCGGAACGUCCGCGUAGCGAAUCGAAGACAGAAUCCGAGAAGGGUUCGUUUAAGAAUCAAACAGACAACAAUCCUCUUAAAAGUGAUUCGAGACUGCUAGAACAGAUUAUAAACGAAGAUCCUUGAGAUACAGAAUCUUCGACAGAAUCAUUGCCUACAGCGUCAAAUCAACUGUCUAUAGGCUAUCAAAACUAUAUUUCUCUGUUGGGUUCAUUUGAAUUAAUUUGAUGAGCUUCACCCUUAGAUUGGAAAAGCGAACUUUAACCUUGUUCAUUGUAAAUAUGUAUAUUUUGUGAAUCAGAGAUCCAAUUCAAACAAACUUUAUGUA
Messenger RNA from Symsagittifera roscoffensis, 18340 nucleotides. RefSeq lists its product as uncharacterized. The transcript has 67 exons. Gene Ontology annotation, biological process: cilium movement involved in cell motility. Gene Ontology annotation, molecular function: minus-end-directed microtubule motor activity; dynein intermediate chain binding; dynein light intermediate chain binding. NCBI's taxonomy places the organism in Eukaryota, Metazoa, Xenacoelomorpha, Acoela, Convolutidae. The coding region runs from base 46 to 18138 and encodes 6030 amino acids. Gene Ontology annotation, cellular component: 9+2 motile cilium; dynein complex; axoneme. The record is from RefSeq and is a predicted model, not a curated record.